Molecule: messenger RNA, 921 nt
Organism: Thrips palmi
Lineage: Eukaryota; Metazoa; Arthropoda; Insecta; Thysanoptera; Thripidae
Exons: 4
Coding region: 61-381 (106 amino acids)
Source: RefSeq, a predicted model, not a curated record
AUUUGUUUGAGUUUUCGGUGACGUGAGCGUGGUUAAGAAUCUGGAAGGCGGUGAGGUGGAAUGCCAAAAAUGGUGCUCGUCUGUUUCGUUCGUGCUGCUUGUCACAAUGACUUUUGUAUUCCGGUUUGUUAUUUAUUGUUCUGGUUCAAUGCCAAUUGCUGGAGCUGUGGAUUUGUCAUUGGAGGCCCGACACCCUUUUACCCUUGCUUGCAGUGGGGAAAGGAAUUAUCAUGUCAGCUCACCUUCAAAUUCUUCAUUGGGAUUAAAUUCAGGACUGCAAAAUUACAGAUAAAUCAGCUUAAACUCCAUCUUUGGCCUGCUUCAAACGAAUAUGAUGAAUUGGACUUGGAGUCAGUGUCUGGAUCAUUCGUCAAGGAUUGACAUCUUUCGCUAGGUGUUGAACUUUCUAGAGCUGAUUGAAGAUUGAUAAAUCAUUAGUUUCUCUUCAUCAAAACAGUUUAAGUCACUUAAAGUUACAGAAAAGGCUUGUAAAUAACUCACGCAAGAACUUUUCCGGUGGCUCUUCCAUGUCACAAUCGUUUGUUGUUGUUGCUGCUCCUAACAAUCCUCUUAUCCUGUAAAGUAAAUUUUGUAUUGGUUAAGUCAUUGCUACAGUUGAAUCACAAGCAGAAUCAUUAGCAGCAUAAGGCUACAACUAAUAAUUGAUGAUUCUAAUCUUAUUGAUUUAACACCCUAUUUUUCAAUCAAAAUGAAGACUCUUAUUCGAUUUGAAGUGUGAACAGAUUCAGAAUAGAUCUAUACUUUUACUGCACAGUCAUUAUUGUAAGUGUGUUUUUAUAAAAAGAAGUGUGGUGAUUACAAAAUGAAAUUGGCACUGUCUUGUGGCAGCAUCGGCAGGAUUAUAGAUGCCUUGUGUCUUGUACCGUCGUGUAAACAAAAUAAAUUUUGAAUGAAAGAUAA